Molecule: messenger RNA, 2718 nt
Organism: Gopherus flavomarginatus (Mexican gopher tortoise)
Lineage: Eukaryota; Metazoa; Chordata; Testudines; Testudinidae
Gene: CALHM6
Product: calcium homeostasis modulator family member 6
Exons: 2
Coding region: 67-1017 (316 amino acids)
Molecular function (GO): monoatomic cation channel activity
Source: RefSeq, a predicted model, not a curated record
ACACAUAAUCAAGUGAGAUUUCAUCCCCCUCAAAGGCAAGGGCACCAGGCAGCAGCAGGGCAGGAGAUGGAGAAGUUUCGCACUGUGUUGGAUUUCUACCUCAGUCACCGGAAGGUGCUCAGUUACAGCGCCGUGUCUCUGCUGACCGCAGGCAGUGAGCGUCUCUUCUCAGUCGUGGUGUUCCAAUGCCCCUGCAACUCCUGGAACACGCUCUACGGCUCUGUCUUCCUGCUGGUGCCUGCCCUGAUCCUCUUCCUUCUUGGCUACCUGCUGAAUGUCAGGACCUGGCGGCUGUUCACUGGCUGCUGCGCCCCAGGCAAGUGUUGCUGCUGCAUCCAUAGGAGGCGCUGCUGGCGCUACUUUAGGGUGCUGUGGCUGGUGACGGCGAGCGCUGCUGUGGCCCCGCUCACCUGGAUUGCUAUGGCCCUUCUUGGGGCCAACUUCUAUGAGUGCGCAGCAAGUGGGAGCAGCCUGUUGCAGAGGCACUUGUGCCAAGGCAGAGGGACCCAGUGCCAUGAGCAGGUGGCCAGAAUACCCUGUGGUGGGACUCUCUCCCAAGAGGGACAGACAUUUGUGAGCCUUCGGGCUCAGUCCCAGGUGCUAGGCUGGAUACUGGUAGCAAGCAUCAUGGCUUUAGUACUGACUGUCACAUGCAUCAACCGCUGUCAUUCUCCAGUCAGUUUUCUUCAGCUGAGGUUCUGGAAAAUCUACUUGGAAAAGGAACGGGAGGUUUUUGAGAGGAAGGCCAAGGAGCAUGCAAGCAAGCUGGCAGAAAGGAACCUGAAGUGCUUCUUUGAGUUCACUGAGCCAGAACCAUUUCAGACACCCAGCAACAAAGACUGGCAGCAGAUCUCAUCUUUGUAUGCCUUCAAUACUAAAGGACAGUAUUACAGCAUGAUACACAAAUAUAUUAGUGCAAACAGAGGCACCAGCAUCAGAUCUACUGCAGAAGAUGUGCUUUCUCCUGCUCUAGGAUUUGUGGAUGGCACUGAUUUUAAUGAAACGGGGACAUUAUAAUGAAACAAAGAAAUUCUAAUUUUGUAGCAUGGACAGUUAUGUAAUUCUGGCCACAUAAAAAGGGUCUCAUUCUAUGCACUGAUCUCUUGUUGACAUCAAUGGGACCUAUGUGCAGAGUCUUCAGGAGAAGAUGACCCAUAAAGUUUGCAGCAUUAUUUUUAAUGGAUUUUCUUACUUUUACUUAAGUGCCUUUAGUAAACUACAUAUUUCUGGGUGGUGGUUUUACAAUAUUUUUAUCCCUUUGACUCUUUCAAGUUAUGAUAUUAAAUAGCUUAAAUCCCAACAUCAAAGACAAGUGUUUGUGCUGUUUUGAAAUAUUAUAAAGCACUUACUAGAAAUAUAUAUUAGCUAGUCUGUCAGUUCAGAACAUUUGGUAAUUAGAGUCGCAAGACCAAAGUUUUACCCUUGUCAUUGCUUGCCCAUCAAAAACAAUAAUACUAUAUUUUUUUUAAAUUAAGAAGUAGUUUUCUAGGCUUUGAGCCAUAAGCAAGUUCCCCACAAGUGUGCAGAGAAAGAGGGAAUGUUGAGUGUGUCUUUGUAUCAAUGAGCGGGUGCAUUCUGAUGAAUCACGUUUGAGAAGCUUGCUGUUAAUGCUGAAACAGAGGGUCACACAAGCCGUUAAUGUGCAGCAAUAGUCAAAAUAAGUUAACAGAAUGUUAGGAGCCAUUAGGAAAGCAAUAGAUAAUAAGACAGAAAAUAUCAUAAUGCUACUGUGUAAAUCCAUGGUACGCCCAUGCAUGCAGUUCUCAUGGCCUCAUCUCAGAAAAGAUAUAUUAGAAUUGGAAGAGGUACAGAGAAGGACAACAAAACUUACUAAGGGUAUGGAACAGCUUCCAUAUGAGGAGAUAUUAAAAAGACUAGGACUUUUCAGCUUAGAAAAGAGACUAUUGAGGACAGAUAUGACAGAGGUCUAUAAAAUCAUGUCUGGCAUGGAGAGAGUGAAUAAGGAAGUGUUAUUUACCCCUUCAAAUAGCACAAAAGCCAUGGGUCACCCAAUGAAAUUAAUCGGCAGCGGGUUUUAAACAAAUAUAAGGAAGUACUACUUCACACAACACACAGUCAACCUGUGGAACUUAUUGCCAUGGAAUGUUGUGAAGGCCAAAACUAUAAACUUGAUGAUUGUCUGUUCUGUUCAUUCUCUCUGAAAGCCCUUGCAUUGGCCACUAUUGGAAGACUGGAUUCUGGGAUAGAUGGACCAUUAGUCUGAUCUAGUAUGGCCGUUCUUAUGUUCUUAUAGGAGACCAAAGAAAGUCAGGAAAAUACUGAGCAUGAAUCUGAAUAUAUAACCUAGUUUAUAAAUGAAGUGACAUGAAAAUACCUCUUGAAGGAUAACUUCAAGCAAGCGGUGGACUAACCUGUGUCUGUGUCUGUCUUUAGUCUGCAAGCUAUCUAGGAAAGGGUCAUCCCUUCAAAUAAUAUGUAGUUCCAAUUAUGUUGUGAACAUUCAGUAAGUAAUAACUCUAAAUCAGUGGUUCUUAACCUGGACUGCACUCACCUCGGGGGUGGGGGGAAGAUACGAGAUUCCCUUUCUAAGAGUGUGAGACAUGCCAGAUUUUUUCAGAAGGUAAAUCAUAGAAAACACAAAUUAAGCACAGGCAUGUAAGUACAACUACUUUGUUUCAUCAAACCUAUGUAUGUAUUAACAUUAUACAUUUUUUAACAAUUACUGUAAUAUACAAACAAAAAUAUAUCUAGGUUUAA